AAACCUCCCAAACAAUCAGCUGCUCGUUCAAAAUAACCCAAAGCCAAAGUGCAUCGAAAUCGCGUUGCCCUGGCAGCCGGCAUAACCUACCUCAGGGUUCUAUUUACUAUCGAUUCCACUGAGUUGGCCUCUACAGUCUGGUUUAUGUAACUCCGUAGUUGCCGCAUGGUCAUCGCAGUCGGAUUUUGCCUCAGAGUGGCUCGGCAGUUCUCCACGACUUCCUCGAAAAUGCCCGCGCUCAACGCGAUGAUUCCGGGCAUUUACAAGCACUCACGCUGCCGGAACAACGUCUACCCGCGGUGCGACAUCCGGCGCUAUCCGGUUCCGGACGAGAGUGUCUUCUGGUCGCAACCCUAUCCGGACUACCAGCCGCCGGUGUACGAGUCGGACGUCCUCGCUGGGAAGGACUGGGCCGAUUUGGAUGUUGACGAUCCGAAUUUCAAGGUCCGCUGGAAUCAGCUCGAUGGGAAGGUUAGCCGGGUUAGCUUUAUAGGGGAGUACGAGGUUCGCGACGGGUAUCCGAUGAAUCUGUUUGGACGGACCGGGUUGCGUGGUCGGGGAUUGUUGGGUCGUUGGGGACCGAACCAUGCGGCCGAUCCGGUGGUGACCAAGUGGAAGCGGGACGCGGCUGGAGAGCCGAUGGUGAACGAAACUACCGGGAGAAGGAUUCUGCAAAUGUGCGCCAUUGAACGGCACGAUUGCGGCGAGUGGGCCAUUCCGGGAGGGAUGGUCGAUUCGGGGGAAACGGUCAGCACCACCCUGAAGCGCGAGUUCCUCGAGGAAGCGAUGGCCAGUGCGGACGGGGCCGCCACCGACCAGGUGGAGCAAUUCUUCACCAGUGGGCGGGAGAUCUACAAGGGCUACGUGGACGACCCGCGCAACACGGACAACGCCUGGAUGGAGACGGUGGCGGUCAACUUCCACGAUGGGGACGGCAGCGUCGUGGGUUGCUUUGAUCUGCACGCUGGCGAUGACGCCGCCAAGGUCCGCUGGAUGGACGUGGACGGUGGGGUGAAGCUGUACGCCAGCCACGCGAGUAUCGUGAGGAGGGUUGCGGACUGGCACGAUGCCCACUGGUAGGCGGCGGUUUCGGAAGGAAGUGAAACUUGAUUCCGUUGAGUUUUAUUGAGUAAAAUAAUAACAUGUAUUACAGUAUUGAUUCUUAUGUUGUUUUUUUCUUUUUUGCUGACAUUCGAGAACGUCCUAAAAAUAUGUUCCAUUUUUUUAGAUGGGUAAAAGUUUUUUUUUUGUAGGUUUUCCUUUCGUUAAGAUUCAUUUUGGAGAGUAAAGAUUAAAAUCAGAUUUAUGACAAAAGCUGUUCACUCACAAAAUAUGAUGAUUUCAUUUGGGGUUUUUCUAUUGCAAUUUCUCUGUUCAAUCAGCAAACAACUAAAGGUGAGCAUAUUUGAUAAUCUCCAAUGAGCGUGCAUGUAGUACGGAUCAGAACCAAACGUAGUAGUCGGAUAAAAUGGCUGGAGGGAGCAAUAUACGAUGGUUUUUAGUCGUUUGCACUAUCAGAUUAGACUAAGUAGUUGCUUUUUGUUUUGUUUCAUCUCUAUGUAUGUGUUUGGUUGUUCACGCCACGUUCACUGCUGUUUGCAUUUUAGGCUCAGCUUUCGUAUUUUAAUUAGAUUAUUUUAUCUUUUAUGUAGCUCCGCUCUUUUCCACCCUGGCCACGGAACAGAUAUUCAUUGCACGUUUGUUUGUAAGUUACUGUCUGUCGGAGCCAAAUCACACGUUCUCUGCGUUUGACUAGUUCUUGCAAGGUUGCAUUAAUCUUUCUUCCCCUCCCCUAGUACUGCUUCUAGUGAUUGACUUACAUUUAUCGUGUAUCUACAACGUUUUGCCCAGCUUGCACUAUGAGAAUAAUUCAAAUGUAUACGGUAAUAGUUUGCCUCAAGUAACUGCAUCUACUUAACAAAGGGAGAUUGCUCUGCUUGUUUUAAAUUUAUUUAUAGUAUUUUUGUUUGCACUAAAUUACAACGCCUUGCAAAUCGAACAAAUUGCCACAAUCCAAACCUAAGCUACGCUUUUGCACCGGACCUAAAUGCGUUUCCUAAUGUAUCGGCUAAAGUCUAAAAGUAAAAACAGGCAAAAAUAAACUGUCUCUAUCUAUGUACAAAUAAAUAAAUAUGCUACAACAAAACUAAAACCGAACUUGC
Culex pipiens pallens (northern house mosquito) is the source of this 2162-nucleotide messenger RNA. Its product is annotated as ADP-ribose pyrophosphatase, mitochondrial. The transcript is spliced from 3 exons. Lineage: Eukaryota; Metazoa; Arthropoda; Insecta; Diptera; Culicidae. The record is from RefSeq and is a predicted model, not a curated record. Gene Ontology annotation, molecular function: ADP-ribose diphosphatase activity. Bases 166 to 1080 code for a protein of 304 amino acids.